AUGGCAUCAGCACAGGUACAGAUACAAGCACUUCAAGAGACAUUGCUGAAAGCAAGAGAGGAGUUUGAUGGUCUACAAAAGGAGAUACAAAAGAUUGCACAGGCUAGAACUACAUUGCUGACACAACAGAAUGAGAAUGAAUUGGUGAAGAAGGAGUUUGAUCUGUUGGAGGAGGAGACAAACAUCUACAAACUUAUUGGUCCAGUACUGUUUAAGCAAUCAAAGACUGAGGCAGAGACAACUAUCACUGCUCGUCUGGAACUUAUCUCAAAGAAUCUGAAGCAAGUCGAGGUCAACUAUAAGGACACAGAAAAGAAGGCAUUGGAUCAAAGAAACAAGGUAUUCGAACUUCAAACAAAGAUUAAGACUAUUGCUCAACAAGCAGCAUCAGCGGCUCAGCAACAGCAAUAA
Molecule: messenger RNA, 411 nt
Organism: Acytostelium subglobosum LB1
Lineage: Eukaryota; Evosea; Eumycetozoa; Acytosteliales; Acytosteliaceae
Exons: 3
Coding region: 1-411 (136 amino acids)
Biological process (GO): protein folding; chaperone-mediated protein complex assembly
Cellular component (GO): cytoplasm; prefoldin complex
Molecular function (GO): protein-folding chaperone binding
Source: RefSeq, a predicted model, not a curated record